Messenger RNA from Linum trigynum, 3526 nucleotides. The record is from the annotation of a GenBank genome assembly. NCBI's taxonomy places the organism in Eukaryota, Viridiplantae, Streptophyta, Magnoliopsida, Malpighiales, Linaceae.
AUUAUGUUUUCGUGUUCUUCCAUAUUUGAGAUUUCUAGGCAUAAUCUUUUCGUUAUUCUCUUGAUUUUCUUAUAUACCUUCAAUUCAUACCAUUCUAAAUGACAUAUAUUUCGUUUCAACUCCAACUUCAUAUCCGAUAAUAAAAAGUCCACAAAUUUCUUCCAAGAUACGAACAAAAUACACAAUAGUAUAUUAGGAGAACUUGAUAAAAAGUACGUAUUAACUCAUUAUCGGUAAUGUCAUAAUCAGUAAAUACCAUAAAGAUUACUAUGAAAUUGUUUACCACUAAAAAAUCACUCAAUAUCACAUUGAUUAUUUUCAAGGAGUGGUAGUGAUUUAUAAGGCCAACUUAACCAUGUUAAUUAAAUUGGUUUAGGUUGGGCCUAAAUAAUGGUAUUUUGGGCUUCAUACCAGGUACCUCAACACACACCACUUGACCCACCAAACACCCACCCAUCACGCAAAGUGGGUCAAGUGCCGAGCGUUGACACCCUUCAACACCAACCACCCAAGUCGUGGAGACCCACAGCACAAGGGGGGUCAAGCAUGACAUCACGCAAGGGGGGCAUGCAUGACACCAUCCAAGGGGGUCAAGCACAAGAGGGGUCAUGCAUGACAUCAUCCCAGGGGGGUCAAGCAUGAUACCAUCCAAGGCGAGUGAAGUAUGACGAGACGCGAGCUAGUUGUGGUAGCAAAGAGAGCCAAAAUUUGGCUAAGUGUUGAGACCCAUAGCACAAGGGGGGUCGGACAUGACAUCAUCCCAGGGGGAUCAAGCACAAGGGGGGGUCAUGCAUGACACCGUCAAAGGGGGUCGAGUACUAGGGUGUCAAGCAUGAUGCUGAGGUGAAAAUUGGCUAAGUAUGGAGAUCCAACCGUCCAAGGGGGGUCAUGCAUGACCUCGUCCAAGGGGUCUCGUCCAAGGGGGUCUCGUCAAGGGAGUCAAGCAUGACACCGUGCAAGGGGGGUCAAGCAUGACACCGUCCAAGGGGGGUCAUGCAUGACACCGUCAAAGGGGGUCAAGCACUAGGGUGUCAAGCAUGAUGCCGAGGUGAAAAUUGGCUAAGUAUGGAGAUUCAACCGUCCAUGGGGGGUCAUGCAUGACCUCAUCCCAGGGGGUCCUUGCACUAGGGUGUCAAGCAUGAUAACCAGACAUGGCCAUUGCAAGAGGGUACCAAGCAGGCAAGGCAGGGCUUGGUACCAAGACAUGAAAAGCAUGAAUUUGGCUAAGUAUGAAGCCAACGGGGUCGGCAAGACAGGCUUGGCAGCCAAGCAAGGCGACAGGGUAUCAUACCCCUUGGUAUCAUGACCCCAAGGGGGUAUCAAGCCGGUAAGACUGACUUGGUGGACAGGCAACAGGUGGCCACCCGACUAGGUACCAAACAGCCAUGUAUGGCCCUUAUGGGGCCAUAUGGAGACAAAGUCCCAAGGCGAGCUUGGUAGCACCCUAACGGGGUACCAAGCCGGCAGGGUGUAAUUUACCAAAUUGAUGAGGCUACAAAAACUAAGUAUGGAUACCAAGCCACCAGGGCUGGCUUGGUAGCAAGGGGUGUCAAGUUGAUUACAUGGGCUUGGUGGCAUGCUAGAAGGUAUCAAGUCGAUGAGACGCCUUGGUAACAACCAACAAGUUAAUGAGAAGGACUUGGUGUCAUGAGGUGGUAGCGGACUCAGGAGCGGGGAGUCAUCAAGUAGUCGAGGGUGAGAUCAAGAGUUCAUCAUGGUUCAUGGAGGCUAAGGCAAGAGCCUCAACCCCAUCCAGUCAUGACAAGGCGACAAGGAUCAACAACAACACGACCCGACAUCGAGGCCAUCAAGUACCCACCAGCCCAAGACGAGACAAGGGCCCCCAAGGUGACAGUUACCAACUAGUCACCAAGGCGGCGACAAGGACCCCGAGGCAGUUUGGAGCAGCAAGCCAGCUAGAGGUUACCAAGGCAGUUACACUCGAUGUCUAUAAAUAGGAGAAACUAAAAUUGUAAAAGGGUUCCACAACCAACCAUUUGACACCACAUGUCAAACUUAUCUUUUCUCUGCAAUGUAGCCACAGUUGCUGCUUUUAGUUCUUGGAGCUCUCACUGAACCUCCAUAGGAGUAUAAGUAAUUUAACUUAGUUUUAUCAGCCAUCAAAAUCAUCAAACACCCUCGUUCGAACAUUGUUCGGAGAGGCGUGAACCGUGUUAUUAAUCGUUGUUCGAGAAGUCAAAGAUGCAUUUAUUGAGUUCAAACACAAGCUUUUCCUCGCCGGAAAACAGAAAUAAUGAAUGAACUAUUUUAGAAACCUCAACUUAUUUAAAAACAUGAAGAGAUUUAUCAAAAUAAAAUAAAUAAAAUUCAUACAACCAACGAAUCGAGUUAAUAUUUUAAAUAUAAUUAUAAAUUAACCAAUACUAAUGAUAAAGCGAAACUCAUUCGGCCAAGGGCUGAGUGAAAGCUAGUUGAUAAGUGUUCUUCAGGAGAUUCUCACAUUUCUUGCUGAUCUUGGCGAUUUGAAGGUCAUGUUCAUUGGUCGUAACUUGAACAGAGUGGUUCAUUUUGUGGCUCGUCGUGCUCUAUAUUUAUCGCUCUGUUUACAAAGGGGGGUUUGAUUAUGUAGCUUGGUACAAUAGUAGAUAGGGUCUUUGUAUUCUUAGAUCGGUUCGAUUUCCUCUUCUAAAGAGUGAUCAUUGGAAGAAGAAAAAAAAAGACAUCAGCAAAUAUAGCUUUACUGUAAAUAGAAAAUAUUUGUCUCUUGUGGUUGCAUUUUCAUCGAUCACAGAUAACAAAGGCAAAUAUAAUUUUGGUAUCCCGCGCCGUCUAGAUGGACCCGGAUUAAAGAAGACGAAGUAACCCGACCCGACUCACUAGUUUUAGUUUGGUCAGCGUUGACUGUUGAGGGACUCUUGACCAAUAGGGAGGAGGAGGAAAGGAGAUCGUUUUCUUUUCCUUGGUAGCAAUGAUGAAAUGGAGGAGGAAAGGAGAUUCCGUUGGUAGAGUUGGGAGAGAUUCCCUAUUGAGUCAUCCCAAAGCCAACAACUACAGCAAGCCCUUUGUGACACUCUCAACAACUACGUAAAUGUUAGACAUUUUAAUUUUAUUAACAUAAAAAAAAGGGUUAAUACCUUAUUUUGGCUCGAAUUAUGACCAUAUAAUCAAUUUUGGCAUGUGGUUUCAGAAAUUAACAUCCUGGUCUCAACUAUGCAGCAUAUAGACUCAAUUUACCCGGCACAUAAUUUGACCGUCAAUUUGGACGGUCAACACGCCAUGUCAUUGCCUAGUCAGCAAAAAAAUCAUUAAAAAAUGCAAAUUCAAAUAAUUUUUCUUAUUUAUUAUCAAAUUAACCAAGGAAAACUGAUCCCUUCACCACCUCUGCAAAACUGACCCGAACUCCCUCAUUUGAUGAGGGGAAAUAGACUCAGGCACAACCAGAGUCGUCUUCUGGACUUCUAUCUCCUCUACUUGACUUGCCAAAAACUAAUUUUUUUGAGAUAUUUGAAAAUGAUAAAUUUUAUAAAUUAACCAAAAACUAUCAAAUUAAAUUUUAUAAAUUUAA